AUGAGACGCGUCCUCUCGGACGUCCCAGACGUCGCGUACUAUUAUGAUGACGUACUAGUCGCAAGUACCACGUGGGAGGAGCACUGUCGAACCCUCAGGGAGGUAUUCAUCCGCAUCGGUAAAGCGGGGCUGACGGUAAAACCGGCAAAGUGCGAAAUAGGCAUGCAGCAAAUAUCGUUCCUUGGGCAUCAGAUCGGCGCCGGGGAGCUUUCUCCGCUUUCCGGGACCUUGGAUAAGAUUCAGAGGGCACCCCGGCCAACCACGAAGCGACAGGUGCGAUCCUUCCUUGGGCUAGCGGGAUACUACCGGGAGUUCAUUAGCGAUUAUGCAACAUUGACAAGCCCAUUGUCCGACCUCACCCGAAAGGGGCUUCCUAACACUGUGAAAUGGGGCCCGGAUCAGGAGAGCGCGUUCGUUCAGCUCAAGAAAUGCCUGACAACCACACCCAUACUGAAGCUUCCAGAUUUCGAACGACCGUUUGUUCUACGGACUGACGCAUCGGAUAGGGGAAUCGGAGCGGUGCUUCUCCAAGAACACGAGCAGAUUCUCCACCCCGUGGCCUAUGCUAGUCGAAAGUUGCUACCCCGAGAGGUAGCAUACUCAACGGUCGAAAAGGAAGCUCUUGCUCUUGUCUGGGGAGUCGAGAAGUUCCAGGAGCCCGACUCGCACCGGCGGUUUGUUACGGCGCGGCUCCCGCUGUGCGUGACGCUGGCUUUCUCGGCAUUUGUCGCAGUCGUGGAGGAUGCGGCCUUUCGGUGGACGAGCGUGGAGGGGCACUCGCAGCGGGAGCUGAGCUUCGCGUACGGGCCGGCUAUGUGGUCCGAGCGGCCUCUUGGCACGCGAACCCCGCCGAACGCGAAGGUUUCAGUGACAAGGGUGUUCAAGCUCGCGAUGGCAGGCUCAGUGUCCACUUGCUCACCAAAGCGCUCUUCCACGAUCAAGAGCGCCACAUCACAAGCACAGAAAGACCUGGCCAAAAGAGGAGACGCUGCCGCGGUAAUAUGCGGUGAUUUCAACGCGCAACAUCGAGAGCUCGGCUACACGACCACUACGUCCAAGGGAAGGAACCUUCUUGAAGAUGCCGGCGAAGCCGAGUUCACGUUACUGAUCAAUCCAGCCCAUCCAUCAAGGAUCGGAACAUCGGUUGCUCGGGAUACAAAUCCAGACCUCACCUUUGCGAUGCUGCCCGAAGGUGGCACCGCGAAGUGGAGGAAUACGGGAAUCAACCUGGGCAGCGAUCACUUCAUCAUCGAAAUUGAAUUACCGCUGGCUCAUCUCAACAGAAACCCGAACCGCGACAAAACAAUGAAGCACAAACUCGUCGACUGGAGCAAGUUCCGUAACACAGAACUCGGCGAAGUCGACAAUAUCGACGAGUGGUCAGCGAAGCUGCUGGCGGCAACAGAAGGGGCCACAGAAGAGAUCGAUGCACCCGAGGAAAUCGAAACCAUGGACCCGAGACUAGCCCACCUCCUCGAAGCCAGGCGCUCGCUCCAAAAGCGUUGGCGGCGGCAACGUCACAACAGAAAGCUACGAAAGAAGAUCGCAGAACUCGGCCGAGAGAUCGAGCGACACAGCAGGCAGCUCUGCUCACAGCAGUGGUUUGCACUCUGCAGCCAGGCUGAUGGACAGCUUCACCGUGGCGGCACUUGGAAACUCCUCAGGCAACUGAUGGAUGAGACCAAGAGCUGCGAAUACCAACGUACACGCAUGGCCCAAAUCCUACACACCACGGCUCGUCAACUGGGCGAAGAGGAGAUGUUCAAGCGACUCAACGAGCGCUACCUCCCCAUCAACAGUCACGAAGAUCACCCAGACUACGCCGGCCAGCCGAACCUCCACCUCGACCGAGAUCUAGAGGAAUGGGAAGUGAGGCAGGCGGCCCAGGACCUGAACUGUCGUUCGGCCGCCGGACCCGACAGAGUUACUAACAAAGCUCUACGCAACCUGAGUGACUCAGCCAUCACAUCACUGACACGCUACUACAACGAAUGCUGGCGUAACGGCAAGCUGCCCAAGGCCUGGAAGACAGCAAAGACGAUCCUGCUGCCAAAACCAAACAAGCCACCGGGUAUAGAGGGCCUGCGUCCCAUCUCGCUCACGUCCUGCGUGGGAAAGGUACUGGAGCACGUUCUUAACACCCGGUGGAACCAUUACAUGGAAGCGCACCAUGUCUACCCGGACUCAAUGCUUGGCUUCCGGGCCAAAUUGGGAACGCAAGACGCCAUGCUCCUGAUCCAACGAGAAGUCCUUGACCCACCGGGCGGGACUCCAAAGAAUGACAACCGAGCGAUCUUGGGCCUGGACCUGCAGAGCGCCUUCGACAACGUUAGACACUCGUCGGUCCUGGCUCAGGUGUCCCGCCUGGGGCUGGGCGCAAGAUCGUACAACUACAUCAGAGCCUUCCUUUCUCGCCGCACGGCCAGGCUGGAGGUGGGAGGAACGAAGCUCGAAGAACGAGAGCUGGGCAGUGUCGGGACCCCACAAGGCUCGGUCAUCUCCCCGUUCCUGUUCAACAUUGUCAUGAUCGAGGUGGCCAGGCGUCUGGAGGCGCUGGGCCCGGGGAUACGACAUUGCCUCUACGCCGACGACGUAACCAUCUGGGCCACGGGUGGAAGCGACGGAGACAUCGAGGCGGGUCUGCAGGCGGCGGUGGACGCCGUGGAGUCCGCACUCUUGGGCACGGGCUUGCGGUGUUCGCCACAAAAAUCACAGCUACUCAUCCUGCCACCACCUGGGAGGCACAGAAAGAAGGCAAGUCGAGAGGCGGCCGAGAACAUCAUCGUGCGCACCAGUGACGGUAUGCAGAUCCCGCACGUCCCGGGGCUUCGAGUCCUGGGGAUGUUCGUGGACGGCACCCAAACCAAUGCCACGGCGGUCAAGAACAUCACAACCAAGAUGGGCAUCGCCGCGCGCCUGGUCAAGCGAAUGUCGUCCCGCUACCGGGGCAUGAAAGAGAGGGGGCUCCUGCAUCUGCUGCAGGCUAUCGUUAUAAGCCACGCGGCAUAUGCGGGGGCCUUUCACCGCUGGACCGGCGCGGAACGAGCCAAGAUCGACGCUGCCAUCCGGAAGGCUUACGCGGGGGCUCUUGGGCUCCUACCAGGCACAAAGACAACGGCCUUGCUGUCUCUGGGAACACACAACACGCUCUCGGAGAUCAGCGAGGCCCAGAGAGCUUCGCAGCUGAGCCGCCUGAGCGACACAGCCGCGGGCAGAGGAUUACUCGAUCGGGUAGGAUUAUUACCUCCUGGAGAACGCCCGGGCGCAGGACCGGACGGGGAGCUAGAAAAGCAAGUCCCCCUGAGCGAUGAGGCAGCGAGGAAAAUCAUUGUCUACCCGCUGCCAAAGAACAUGGACCCAGAAAGGGACGCGGGCAGGCGAGCGGCGAGAGCAGUGGCGCUGGCCCGUCAACAUCAGAGAGACGAGGGCGCAGUCUACGUGGACGCCGCAAGAUAUUCGGGAAGACGCAACGCCUUCGCAGCAGUGGUGGUCAGCGCCACUACCGGUAAACUACUAACAGCAAGCACCGUGCGCGCCCGAACAGUCGGCCAGGCAGAGGAGGCGGCGAUAGCCCUGGCCACAGGUAGGCCGGGCACGCGCACGGUGCUAAGCGACUCAAAGCAGGCAAUUAGGAAUUUUGCCGGGAUCCUGGCGGCCUACAGAGAGGCCAGGAGAGCCUUUCCGCCCCCGCAUCGUGAACUGUCACGUGCGGAAGCAGUGAAGCUCCGACAACUGCAAACGGAAUGCGUGCUAACGCCAGCAUUGGCCCGGCACGUAUGCCCCGACAUUCCGACACGGUUACCGGGAGUGGCAAGCAAGCGGACGACGCCAGUGUGUGCGCUUCGGCACGAAACUGCUGCCACUUUUGACGAACUUCUCGCGGGACGACUCCUCGUCUUUACUGACGGCUCAGUGUUGAACGACGGGUGUGCCGCGGCUGCGUGUGUGGUGCCUUCGCUGGAGCUUCACAAUCAGUGCCACCUCGCCUGCGAGGCAUCGUCGACGAUAGCCGAACUCGCCGCGCUUGACCUCGCCGCCGAUGCCCUCAUUCAACUGAGAGUUCCGUCGGCUGCCGUUCUCUCGCACUCACGUGCUGCUCUCCAACUGCUCGCGCAGGACGCCCGCAGACCUCCGGUUGCCACGCGCAUCGCGCGAAAGCUCGAAGCAGUGCAGGACCUAGAGUGUGAUCUUAUGCUGCAAUGGAUAUCGGCGCACAUUGGAAUAUCCGGCAAUGAAGUGGCCAACGAGCUGGCCAAAGAAGCACACUCUCUGGGAACUUCUGUGACUACAGCGGUGAGCACAUUCGACGUAGCAAGGCUUCGCACACGGUGCUCCGUCACCGCUCGCCACCCGGACCCACGAGUUGCGGCAGGGCAGCCACCACGCCCACUCCCGAAAACUGGAUUUUCGAGAGAGAAGCAUGCCCUCCUUCUUCGUUUGCGCAUCGGCUGCUACCGCACGGCGGAACGGGUUCACAGACAGUCGGGACGUGGAGACCCAAACUGCCGUCAUUGCCCACAGCCCGAAACACUCCAUCACAUUAUCUUCCAGUGUGAGGAGUAUUCGGACGCGCGCAGAUCACUCUUCGAUGCUUACAGCAAACUGGGACUCUGCACCAGCACUGUUGAUGUGAUUCUUUUUCCCCGUGCGCACGCAUGCCUGGUGAAGCGCGCGCAAGCUGCCCUCAUCACCUUCCUCAAGACUUCUGCGCUAUUUGAGCGCUUGUGA
Molecule: messenger RNA, 4728 nt
Organism: Rhipicephalus microplus (southern cattle tick)
Lineage: Eukaryota; Metazoa; Arthropoda; Arachnida; Ixodida; Ixodidae
Source: RefSeq, a predicted model, not a curated record